AUGAGUCAGCAGUAUGAUGUGGCUGACACAGUCAAAGCCAUGUCAGCGAACCAGGAUGGCCAGCAAGAGGAAGAGGUCGCCGUCUUGCCAGUUCCCCAAGUCUGGCCUCUUGGCCUUGAGAGGAGCAAGCUUGUUGGCAGGCACCAGGGCACAGUUGCAGAGCCUGCUGCCCUGCCAGCAUUUGACCUCUCUCUCUGCUGCAGGUGGGCGGACAACUUUGUGGCCCAGGGCUGCGGAGGCAGCAAGGAGCACAACUUCCAGCAUCCUUUCCUCCAGGCAGUGGGCAUGUUCCUGGGAGAGUUCUCCUGCCUGGCUGCCUUCUACCUACUCCAAUGCAGAGCUGCGAGGCAGCCAGAUGCCAGCAUGGAUCCCCAGCAGCCCUUCAACCCCCUUCUUUUCUUACCCCCAGCCCUCUGCGACAUGGCUGGGACCAGCAUCAUGUAUGUGGCCCUGAACAUGACCAGUGCCUCCAGUUUCCAGAUGCUGCGAGGAGCAGUGAUCAUAUUCACAGGCCUGUUCUCGGUGGCCUUCCUGGGGCGGAGGUUGGUGCUGAGCCAGUGGCUGGGCAUCCUUACAACCAUUGCAGGGCUGGUGGUUGUGGGCCUGGCUGACCUCCUGAGCAAGCAUGACGAUCAGCACAAGCUCAGCGAUGUGAUCACAGGGGACCUGUUAAUCAUCAUGGCACAGAUCAUCAUCUCUAUCCAGAUGGUGCUAGAGGAGAAGUUCGUCUAUAAGCACAACGUGCAUCCCCUGCGGGCAGUUGGCACCGAGGGCCUCUUUGGUUUUGUCAUCCUCUCCCUGCUGCUGGUGCCCAUGUACUACAUGCCCGCUGGGGCCUUCAGUGGGAACCCUCGAGGGACACUGGAAGAUGUGCCGGAUGCCUUCUGCCAGGUGGGCCGACAGCCACUCAUCGCCCUGGCGCUGCUGGGCAACAUAGGCAGCAUUGCUUUCUUCAACUUUGCGGGCAUCAGCGUCACCAAGGAGCUGAGUGCCACUACUCGCAUGGUGCUGGACAGCCUACGCACUGUUGUUAUCUGGGUACUGAGCCUGGCACUGGGCUGGGAGGCCUUCCACCCACUGCAGAUCCUUGGCUUCCUCAUCCUCCUGCUAGGCACUGCCCUCUACAAUGGGCUGCAUCGCCCCCUGCUGACCCGCCUGUCCUGGAGCCGGUCCCCAGUGGCGGAGGACAGUGAACACGAGAGACUGCUCAGUGGCUCUCGGACUCCCAUCAAUGAUGCCAGCUGAACGUCCUGCGAGUUCUCUGCUGCUCCCAGGAUGUACCUUGUUCACCCUGAAGCUGAGGCCACACAAGCUGGUGAGCCGCAAGUGCCCUGUUCCCAAGGCCUCACUCUGCCCCUCCCCAAAAGACUCCCAGGGCAGCUGUUGCCAGAGAAGACAACACAACACCUAGGUGCUGCUUCGACACCACCCCUGAGUUGUUUCAGCCCCCAUAGGCCUGAGUGCAGUGACUGACCCCCACUAGGCUCCCCACAGCCCUCCAGGCCCCUCCUGCAGCACCAGAGCUAAAUCAUGAAAUAGAAUUGCAAGAACUAAUGACCCUAGGAUUUCUCCCAAAUCAUAAGCUAAAUCUGGUUCUCCAAAGAAGAGAGGUCAGUGAGCAAAUUCAAAACAGAACUGAACACUGUGUUUUCUAAAACAUAAGAUGUUCUCUAGCCCUGUUUGGAGACCAAGGUUCUAGUUCUCCCCAGCCCAUCACCUAGUCACUCUGGGCCUUGGUGUGUCCUGUCUGUACAGCAGAAGGUAUGGCUACUGUGACUUUAGUAUCUUCCCCCCCAGCUGGGCCCAUGCUGUGGGCCUAAGACCUGGCCAACCUGGGAAAGGAGUAACACCCACUACUGGGAACGCCCCUCUGCCCACAGUGCCACCGUCUCCUGCCUUCUUCCCUGUCCUUGCUCACACCCCUCAAGGCCUCCAUGCUUGGAAGAGAUUAUGGGGAAUUCCAGGCAGCUCUUGGUAACAGCGUGUAUGAACUAUUUACCUUCCAUUUCAAAGAUGAGGAACCUGAGGCCUAGAACUUGAAAGUUAUUGAGCAAGAGGGCUCUCCUGCUGUGGACUCUGGCCAUGCAGCCAUGUGGUCCGGCAGCAAGCUGGGCUCAGGAGUACAUCUGGGCCUCAGCCCCUCCCCAGUAACAUGACUCUCUAGAGACCCUUCCAGGGUGACGGAUCUACCAGGAUUCUACCACUUAGAUUUAUUCUGGUAUCAUAGGCAUCGUAAGUGCUUACCUUUCAUUCUCUCGCAUAACAGCCUGUCCAGGUGGAUGCAGAAGAAACCUGUGACCUAGAUAAGGUUAAGUGACUUUCUCACAGAGCCAGUAUUCCAAGCUAGGUUUUCCUGAUUCCAAACGUGUGGCCCCACCUACCAUACAGGUCUCUCUGGGAUCUCGGGGGGAAUUUCCUAUGGCUGGGAUAGAAUAAUUGUGCUGUUGUCCCCGGUAAUCCCACCCUGAAGAGAGAGGACUAGUAUCAGGGACCCCAGUUUGCUGAGCAGCCCUUCGUUCCAGUGUCCUUGGCAGUUUCUGGAACCUCAGACCAUUUUCCUGGGCAGCAGCUCAGUCCUAAAACAAAACACUGGAUGCCUUUCUUAAAAUAGAUUCUGGGGAAGGGAUCCUUGACAAGCAAAGCCCUCAGGCUGUGUGGGAAUCUAGCAGUUACUAUAGCUUGUUGGGAGAGGAGGGCCUCUCCAUCCCACUAGCUCCUGGUCCCAGGGGCCCCUGAGCUGCUGUGGGCCACCGUGUAUGUCACAGAGAGAAGGAAAUGGGGAAUGAGGGUGGUGGGGAUUACAGGUGCUUUGUCCUAAUGCCUGGGGCUCUAGAAUAUUGUUUUAGGGCUUUAUUCUAAAAAGAAAAGGGAAAUUGGCA
This is a messenger RNA of Manis javanica (Malayan pangolin), 2879 nucleotides long. NCBI's taxonomy places the organism in Eukaryota, Metazoa, Chordata, Mammalia, Pholidota, Manidae. The record is from RefSeq and is a predicted model, not a curated record.